Messenger RNA from Acinonyx jubatus (cheetah), 875 nucleotides. RefSeq names its product EF-hand calcium binding domain 9 (gene EFCAB9). The record is from RefSeq and is a predicted model, not a curated record. Gene Ontology annotation, molecular function: calcium ion sensor activity. Bases 172 to 828 code for a protein of 218 amino acids. The transcript is spliced from 4 exons. Lineage: Eukaryota; Metazoa; Chordata; Mammalia; Carnivora; Felidae. Gene Ontology annotation, cellular component: sperm principal piece; cytoplasm. Gene Ontology annotation, biological process: sperm capacitation; flagellated sperm motility.
AUAUACUACCAGCCAGGCCAGAGGACUGGGAGGAAGCAACUUUAAUUUUUUUACUGACUGCUUCCUGUGAUGUCUCUGCUUACUCCCAGAGCCUCUCUCGAGCCAGCAUUCUAGUUCCAGAACCCUCCUCUGUUCCAGGUCGUCCGCGCCUUCGGCCUCCGGAGCACCACGAUGAAACUGAAGCAGGGCUCGUUUCUGUGGUACCUCUAUCUGGACAAGCUAUACUGCCUGUUAUCCGUGAGGAACGUGAAGGUCUUGGUGGAGUAUUUUCACCUUCUCGACGUGCACCACAACAACACCUUGAACGAUGUGCUGUUUUACCACUUCCUUCAUCAUGUGACUAACUGGAAACGGAGGCAGAUCAUGAUUGUGUUUAACAUGCUGGACUGGAAUGCUAUGGGCGAGAUUGGUUUUGACCAGUUCUACAUGUUGGUCUGCAUACUGCUGGCACAACAGAAUCACUUAGAAGAGCAGUUUAUCUUCCGCCACUCCCGGCCUGUUUUUGAGCUGCUUGACCUGGAGGGGGAGCUGAGAAUUGGUGCAGACAACUUCCACAUGUACAACUUUCUCUUCAAUAUUAAAAAACAGGAACUCAAAGAGCUCUACCACGACUUUGACGUCACAGGUGACCGUCGUCUUAAUUACAAGGAAUUUAAGCUGUUUACUAUCUUCACCAUGGACAAAUACCAGGAGAGGCAGAAAGCAGAGAAAGAGAACGAGAAAAAGAGAAAGAAAGAGAAAAAGGCUCUGCUCAAAAAGAAAACGCAUCAGGUUAACGUGAGCUCCAAACAGUCUUCUUUUACAAAUAGAUCUGAAAGUAGAAUAUAAGUAAUUACAGCUGUUAACAUGCCUAAAAAUAAAUUUAGAAGAUCGAA